Messenger RNA from Lindgomyces ingoldianus, 591 nucleotides. RefSeq lists its product as uncharacterized. Gene Ontology annotation, cellular component: Ino80 complex. Gene Ontology annotation, biological process: chromatin remodeling. The record is from RefSeq and is a predicted model, not a curated record. Bases 1 to 591 code for a protein of 196 amino acids. Lineage: Eukaryota; Fungi; Ascomycota; Dothideomycetes; Pleosporales; Lindgomycetaceae. The transcript has a single exon.
AUGGCCCCAAUCACCACAGCCUCGGAUGAAACCACGCAUCAAGCCUUGCUAGACAAGCUCGAUAUUUACGCAAUCCCAAAGCCGUUUCGCAAUCCGCACUGGAAGCCGCCUCAACGCCGCAACAAGAAUGUGAAACAGAUCAUCGCGGAUGCUACACGCAAAGAAGCAUCAGUCAUGGCGACCCAGAACAACAGCGGCGUCUCCACACCCAUUCUCCCACACUCCGACGCUGUCACUGGUGGCGCCACCACACCCAUCAACAACACUCACCGACCUCCCAAUAUUGCGCAGGCUGCACAGAGCCUGAGCACCCUCGUGCUUGAGAGGAACAGUAGGGCUGCGGUGUACUCGGGGACGGGGAUCGGCAAUGGCCCUGCAGCUACCUACACGAAUAUUGAGUCGGCACCGAGCUUCCAUCCAAGCAGCCAAAGGAGAUACUGUGAUAUCACCGGUCUGCCUGCUCCGUACACAGAUCCAAAAACGAGGUUGAGAUAUCACAACAAGGAGGUCUUUGCGGGUAUCAGGGUAAUGCCACAGAAUGUCACUGAAGGAUACUUAGCAGCAAGAGGGGCGCACACCGUUUUGAAAUGA